Molecule: messenger RNA, 727 nt
Organism: Hylaeus anthracinus
Lineage: Eukaryota; Metazoa; Arthropoda; Insecta; Hymenoptera; Colletidae
Gene: JTBR
Product: protein JTB
Exons: 3
Coding region: 275-727 (150 amino acids)
Biological process (GO): mitotic cytokinesis
Cellular component (GO): centrosome; spindle; cytoplasm
Source: RefSeq, a predicted model, not a curated record
GACUCCUCUAUUUGGUUACCGUAGCGCCCACUGUAAAACCUUGUAGCUUCUAGUAACAUGAAUCAUAGAUCGGGAUUAGUUGUCUAAGUGGAAUGCAUUUACAGUCUAUUAGGUAGUCUAGAUCUUAUUUACUAAGAACGAUAUGAUACGUUAUUUAGUUGGAAUGUGACUUGGAUUGUUCUUACGUUUAUCCUGUUUAAAAAGACUAUUCAUUUCACAUGGAUCACAUAGCUGGACAGGAAACGUGGAAUUUCAUGAAACAGUGCACAUCGAAAUGAUCGAGCUGUGUACUAAAAAACGAAUGUUAAUUGGCAUUACACUACUAGGAGGGUUAACCGUUUUAGUACUAAUCGUUGAGAGUCACUGGACAGACAGUCCUAACAAACUUUACCUGGACAAUUAUGAAAACAAUACAGUGUGUAUUUCUGAGGAAGAGUAUGAAAUAACUUCAGAAUGUCAUCCAUGUUCUGCUUUUGAGAUAGCAAGCAAAAGCAUUGACGUGUGCAUUCAUGCACGGUACAAGGAAGUAUUAAAAUGUAAAAGCGGUGAAAUUAUAACAAGAAGUUGUGACAGAGUAGCUUGGUUAGAAGAAAGGGCAUUUUGGAAGUUCGAGGCAUUCAUGUCUGUUUUGGCCAUAAGUUCCUGUAUCAGUGUCUAUUGGAGAGAAAAUAUUUUAAGGCAAAGGAUCAUUCGAAAAGUUGCUAGACAACUGAGAGCUAGCGUUUAG